Messenger RNA from Culex quinquefasciatus (southern house mosquito), 2649 nucleotides. RefSeq names its product glycine-rich cell wall structural protein 1.8. The transcript has 6 exons. Gene Ontology annotation, biological process: proteolysis. Gene Ontology annotation, molecular function: serine-type endopeptidase activity. The record is from RefSeq and is a predicted model, not a curated record. Bases 118 to 2592 code for a protein of 824 amino acids. NCBI's taxonomy places the organism in Eukaryota, Metazoa, Arthropoda, Insecta, Diptera, Culicidae.
UAAGAUUGGCUGCCCGUAAAUCACCAAGUUGCACACACUUCCGAGCAGAAAACGAGUUUAGAAUAUCAGUGUUUGUCAACCUUGUGACCUUGCAGCGAAAAAAUGGGAUAGAAGAAGAUGGCAUUUGGGCGAUUAUCAGCUUGGAGGUUUGAAUUUGUAGUGGGUAGCGCGGGCGAACUACAAAGAAUGAAGGCGUUCCGGCUGGGUCUGGUCCUGGCCGUUUUAUGUGCCGUGGCACAUGCCAACGAUGAUGAAACGAUUCUCUGUCCAGAAGGAGAAUGCGUUAAGCUGCAUCUUUGCUUGGAUGGUGAAAUAAACGACGAUGGAACCAACCUGAUCGAUAUUCGGUUCAACCCGGACGAUCCGUGCGAGCAUUACCUCUUAAAGUGCUGCAAGGUUCCAAAGGACGAAAACGAAGGCCAUGGCAAUGGCGACAGCAGUACCGACAUAGUUAUCCCGCCACCUUCGGGCACAGGCAACGUGAUCAACGGUGGAGGUCCUACCUCUGGAAACCUGGUGAAUGGAGAUGGACAGCAUGCGCAGGAGCCGAAGCUUCCCGGUGGUGAUGACUCCCACGGCAGUGGAAGUAACGCGGGAUCACAAGGACCGAACGGUGGUUCGGGAGGUUCGGGAAGUCACGGAACCGGAGGUAAUGGACAUGGGCAUGGUGGUGGUGGUGGAUACGGUGGUGGAGACAAGGGACACGGCAGUGGAGCUAAUCAGGGUGGAAAAGAUCCUCAAGGUACGGGCACUGGAGGUCAGGGAACUGAUGGUGGUUCGAACCAAGGUACUGGUGGAAGCAAGGUUCCUUCGGGUACCGAAACUGGUCAGGGAUCGAACGUCGGAGGUCAAGGAGGCACUGGAUCUCUGGGUGGACAGGGUGGCAACACUGCUCCCGGAGCUGGAUCGAAUGUAGGCGGACAAGGCGGUACCGGUGCUCAGGGUGGCAACACUGCUCCCGGUGCAGGAUCGAAUGCAGGAGGAUCUGGACCGGACCAAGGAUCGGGAGGAAGCAAGGUUCCUUCUGGAGCUAACCCAGGACAAGGUGUUAGCGGGCAGGGUACCGAAUCGAGCGCGAAUGCAGGUGCGGGAACCAGCCAGGGAGGUCCCCAAGGUACCGGAACAAACCAAGGAGAUGGAGGUCAGGGAGGUCCUGGAUAUCCGGGAUCUAGUGUAGGAACCGGUGGUAGCAAAAUUCCUCCAGGUAGUGGUGCUGGAACCAAUCAAGGACCAGGUGUUGGAGGUUCGGGAAGUACCGGGGCUAAUGGCGAUGGUAACAAAGGCCCUGGCUCAGCUGGUGGAAAUCAGGGACAUGGUACUGACGGUCAGGGAAGCAACACUGGAACGGGAGGUUCUGGCUCUCAUGGUCCAAAUGCUGGACCAAAUCAGGGUCAAGGAGGUCAGGGAGGUUACGGCAAUCAAGGAACCGGCAACCAAGGAGGUUCCGGCUCUCAGCCGGGUUCUGGUGGAUCUUACGGUGGUGGUGCUAAGGUUCCUGGAGGAGUUGGUACAACGGGAUCAACUGGUGCCACAACUGAGUCGAAUUUCGCAACAGAGCUUGUCGAUGCUACUGUUUCGCAAGGGGGAACUAAACAAGAAAAGGAUCAAAUGAAAGAAGAGCCGCACAAGCAUCACAAGGGUGAUGGAUGUGGUCACGAGAAACAUUACGAUCAAAAGCAUUCCCAAAAUAAUAAAACUAAUCCAAUUGGCGGUCAUGGUAAGGACACUACUCCCAGUCCUGCACCGGAAAAGUCCGGCUGUGGUCACCGUAACGCCGACGGUGUUGGAUUCCGCAUCACCGGUAACAGCGACGGUGAGUCCGAGUACGGUGAGUUCCCUUGGAUGGUGGCAAUUCUGAAGGAGGAGAAGGCGCUGGACCAGGUCAUCAACGUGUAUCAGUGCGGCGGUUCGCUGAUCCAUCCCCAGGUGGUGCUGACCGCGGCGCAUUGCGUCCAAAACAAGAAAGCCCCGGAGAUUAAGAUUCGACUUGGUGAGUGGGACACGCAAACCACCAACGAAAUUUACGACCAUCAGGAUCGCAACGUCGUCGAGAUCGUCUACCACAAGCAGUUCAACAAGGGCAGCCUGUACAACGAUGUGGCCCUGCUCUUUCUGGACAAACCAGCCGAACUGAUCGACACCAUCAACACGGUCUGCCUUCCGCCCCAGAACUACAACUUUGACCUUAACCGUUGCUUCGCGUCCGGCUGGGGUAAGGACGUAUUUGGCAAAGAUGGCAAGUACCAGGUCAUCCUGAAGAAGAUCGAACUGCCCGUCAUGCCGUUCAACGACUGCCAAUCGGCGCUGCGGACCACCAGGCUGGGCAAGCGAUUCAACUUGAACAAGAGCUUCAUGUGUGCUGGCGGUGAGGCUGGUAAGGACACCUGCAAGGGUGACGGUGGAUCGCCGCUGGUUUGCCCCAUCCCCGGAACGGUGAACCGCUUCUAUCAGGCUGGAAUCGUCGCGUGGGGUAUUGGUUGUGGUGAAACGGGCAUUCCCGGAGUGUACGCCAGUGUGGCGCAGUUCCGCGAUUGGAUCGAUGAGCAUUUGACUCAGCGAAGCAUUUCGCAUGAUUACUACAUUUAUGUGUAAGACUGGCGUUUUUUCCGCAGGAAUUAAGGAGAAAUAAAGAAGAUGCGAUGCAAUACA